GACGAGCUCAGUUCAUCUAGAACAAGAACAAGAACAAGAAGACCAUGAAGACUCUUGCAGCUUUUCUUCUUCUGACCUGCCUGAUCGCUGGAAAGGUGAACGGUCAAGACAACACUUCAAGAGCCAGGUGCUUCUGUGCUGACAAAGGCAUAAACAUGGUUUUAUUGAAGAAUAUUGAGAAGGUGGAAAUCUUCCCUCCGAGUCCAUCUUGCAACAAAAAUGAGAUUGUUGUGACUCUGAAAAACGGUGCAGGACAGAAAUGCUUGAAUCCAGACUCAAAAUUCACCCAAAAUGUUGUCUUAAAGGCUAUUGGGAAAAGGAUGCAGCAGUCUGUGCCACACAGUACAACAACUGGCACAGUGAAGAGCUCCAUGACUUCAUCAACAUCAGCACCGACUGCCUUUAAAUGAUUCCUGACAUAUCUGCUGUAUUUAUACACUGCCAAAUUCAAUUGUGUUUUACUUAAGUAAUCUUCAAAAUCUUUAAAAUGUUUGCUAAUGCAUCAGCUGAUUUCCUGACUACUGAGUUUUGAAAAUUCAAGUUCUCUAAAAACAAAUAACUGAACAAUGUGUCAUAUGUACAGUUUUUUAAAUAGUUUGCUAAAUUACAGUAUUUUUGUAAAAAAAAAAAAAUGUGUCAAAUAAAGCUUUUCUAUCU
Danio rerio (zebrafish) is the source of this 657-nucleotide messenger RNA. Lineage: Eukaryota; Metazoa; Chordata; Actinopteri; Cypriniformes; Danionidae. The record is from RefSeq and is a predicted model, not a curated record.